This is a messenger RNA of Volvox carteri f. nagariensis, 2307 nucleotides long. RefSeq lists its product as uncharacterized. The record is from RefSeq and is a predicted model, not a curated record. NCBI's taxonomy places the organism in Eukaryota, Viridiplantae, Chlorophyta, Chlorophyceae, Chlamydomonadales, Volvocaceae. Bases 1 to 2307 code for a protein of 768 amino acids. The transcript has 15 exons.
AUGAGGCCAAACCCUUACUCGAUGCACGAAUACCGUACGGAGAGACUCCCGAAGUUGAAGGAGAGUAAUCCCACAUUUAGGCAUGACCUAAAGGACACCUUUAAGCUUGUCUUCAAUGAGCCCCUUUGGCACCGGGGUCCCCAGGUCAUAUCGCAAAGCCCAGGCGAGGCGGAUCCCACGCUUGCCCUCCCUUCUGAGCACCUUCCGGGGGGACAGCCCGCAGCGCAAGUCCUGGUCGGUAAUCAGCCUCAACCCGAACCUCAUCCAGCUCAGCAGCAAGCAGUCGCUGAGCCGGAACAGGGUCCACACCCGCCACGUCCCGCGCCGGACGCCAUCAACGGGGACCCUGAUAUCCCCCUCCUCUCCAGCUCGGAUUCAGACUCAGGCUCGGGGGCUGACUCCGACUGGCUUUCCGAUUUAGAGGCCGAGGACUUUGGAGCCGAUCGCGCGGAGUUUCAACGGCUGCGUGCCGGCGGCGGGGCACGCGCCCAAAGGAAUCAGGCCCCAGCCCAGGUGCAGCAAGAGGGGCUGGAAGAGCAGCCGCCUCCACAGCCACCACAGCGCCUGCAGCAGGAGCAGCAGCAUCCACAGGGGCGUCAGGCUGCUGAGGAGGGAGUGCGCUACAUGGCGCUCCUGCGCGGCCACUCGGAGUUCGCGCAUUCCUCCGCGGGGUCGUACCCACUAUACCGGGGAGCGUACGUGUACGGAUUUCCGUACGCUCCGUACGGCGGUAGUGUGUCGCCAUCGGUGAUGCUGCCGCGCGGCGCCGCCGCUGCGGCGGCAGAUGCCACGGCGCUGGCACGGCGAGUGCACGCUCUGGCCGUCGUCGCUGUACGGCGGCUGUACUUUUUGGUUGUGACGUCAGCACUCGUCGCCGGCGCGGCGGCAGUGGCGUCGGCGACGGACACGGCGACGUCGCUGGCGGCGGCAGCUCCACGGACGUUACGUACAGUUAUGUGGGCCAUUCGGGCUAGCCUGAGCUACAAGCGCUUUCAGGCCUCCUGCUACGGCGCCGACACGGAGCACGACGAGGCCUACCAGGCGGCCCUCAGCCAGCUGCAUACCUACUGGGCUAAGCAGCUCCUGGCGGUCUGUCGUCGCAACGGCGGAGUGUACGUCAAGGCGGGACAGUUUGCAGCGGCGUUUGGGGGCGUGCCCCGGGAAUACCGUACCGUACUGUCACAGCUGGAGGACCGUGCCGUACCCAAUCCGUACAAAGUGGUCCGCCGCGCCCUGGAGCGGGAGCUGGGCGGCCCCGAGCGAGUGGACUCCGUGUUCUCUUCCUUCAGCCGGCGGGCCACUGCGGCCGCCUCCCUGGCGCAGGUGCACAAGGCGGUGCUGGCGGAUGGCAGGGAGGUCGCGGUCAAGGUCCAGUACCCCGGUCUGGCUAGCUCUGUGGCCGCCGACCUGGCCACCAUGAAGGCCCUGGCAGCGGCCGCCUCAGCCCUGUUCCCGGACAUCCGACUAGCCUGGCUGUACGAGGAGCUGGCGGCCAAACUGGAGGUGGAGCUGGACUUCAGGAAUGAGAUUCGCAACAGUCGGCGGUUCCAGUCCGUGCUGCGGGAUGCGGGCGAGGGGGGUCGUGUGGUGGUUCCGGAGCUCCACGAGGGGCUGUGCAGCAGCAAGGUGCUCAUCAUGGAGUGGAUCGAGGGGGCCAAGAUCACGGACGUGGAGGCGCUGCAGAGACAGGGGAUCAACCCCCGUCUGGUGGGUCGGCAGCUGGUCAAGCUUUUUGGGGAGCUCAUGUUCAUACACGGAUAUGUACAUGGUGACCCACACCCGGGCAACCUUAUGGUACGACCUAAAGGUCGACCCAACUUCCUGAGGUGGCUGUUCCGGGGGACUCGUCGGGACUUCGAGAUCGUGGUGCUGGACCACGGGACGUACCUCGAGAUGGCCAGUUGCAACAUAUCUUGGGACUCCAGCAGCCAGUUGGCGGUGGCUCCGGAGCUCCGUCAGCAGUUUUGUCAGUUGUGGUGUGCCGCGGUGAUGCACGACGAGGCCACGCAGGCCGACAUCUCCACGGACAUGGCGGGCGAGCGGGGCGGUCGGGUGCUGCCGCUGCUGCUCACUCAGCGAGCCCGCAACCGUGCAGAGGAGCGGGCGCUGCGGGAGCGCAUCGGUGUCCGCACCCUGGGCGACAUGACCUCCCUGCUCUCCACCGUCAGCCGCCACCUGGUGGACCUGCUGAGGGUGGUGACGGUGAUGAUGUUGGUGGGGCUGAGUUUGUGGUCGGCUGGCUCCUCUGUGGUGGGUCGGGUGCUGGGGACCGUGGUGGCGCUGCUGGAGGAGGCGCUGUUCUCGUAG